Molecule: messenger RNA, 931 nt
Organism: Papilio polytes (common Mormon)
Lineage: Eukaryota; Metazoa; Arthropoda; Insecta; Lepidoptera; Papilionidae
Product: dynein heavy chain 6, axonemal-like
Exons: 6
Source: RefSeq, a predicted model, not a curated record
UUCCUUGAUAUUUCGUUAAACCACUUUAAACUUUUAGACUGUCACAAUGGAUAUUUACAUAAUAUUAUGAUACAUAUUUGUUGUUUGUUAUAUUUAAUUUAUCAAAAGAGUCAUUAAUUUAAGUCUACCGUUUGAAAUAUAUCAGUAAUUUCAAGAAUAUUGUGUAGACCGGUCAAAGAUGAACGAUACAAGACGCCGCUCAACCCUGACCUUGCCAGCAAUAGAAACGAUCCAGAGAAACGUCCGCCAAGUGCCUACGUCUUACAUAAGGAAGCCACGAGAUAUUCCGUUCCACUUACCGCACAGGAAAUUGUUGGAAAAGAUUGAGUUUGUGGAAAAGGAACCGGAACCUUUGACUGGCUUCGCUGCAGCGCAAGAAGAAAGAUACUUGAGAGAGAGAAGAAGUACUAAGAUUCAAUUAGAACCAAUAAAGCAUGAGGAAGUCAAGAAAAAGAAGGCAAUUAAGAUACGGGAGUCGCGGAGCAGCAUGGACGUGGAAAGGAAAGAAGAACAGACGGAGGACCCGCUGAAGUUGAAGCCCCAGGUGGCGUCGCAGAAGGAGGUGAUAGACCAAGUGCGCGCCAACCCCCAGUGCGGCUUCCUCUACAUGAUAUAUGCUGUUCAUCCACAGAAUGUAUACUUCACACCAUACUACUUGAAAGUUGUUAAGUACGACGAGCUAGAUAGGAAGAAUUAUUUCACAAUAAGCCCGUGUGGUGUGACGCACUACACCAACGAGAUGGUGUUUACCAAGCUCAAGGACUGGGAACAGGAGUACACUGUAUUCGUGCAGCUACACGAAAUAACAUUUUUUAAAGUAUACCGUUACUGGAAAGCGUUAUACGUGUGGCACAAGUCAGUCCGAUUCCGCAAGUACAGUCGGCUGCGCAACGUGCUGUCGCGCCAUCUUUUCAUACUGACCCCGCCGCUG